Molecule: messenger RNA, 13473 nt
Organism: Conger conger (European conger)
Lineage: Eukaryota; Metazoa; Chordata; Actinopteri; Anguilliformes; Congridae
Gene: spen
Product: spen family transcriptional repressor
Exons: 15
Coding region: 182-11014 (3610 amino acids)
Molecular function (GO): RNA binding
Source: RefSeq, a predicted model, not a curated record
CUCCUAGUCAGCAGAGAAUCACACACAGCGCAAGAACUAAUGGUGGGAUCGGGUCGGAGCAAGCUGGCGUUGAUCUGUACACAAAAUCUCUCGGCGCUCAUUUUGCAAGGCGAACACUCAACGGGCAAGGAUUAAGACGUAAUAAACAUAUGUGUAUGAACGGGGGACAAGAACGCACAGUAUGGUCCGGGAAACCAGACACCUAUGGGUGGGGAAUUUACCCGAAAAUGUACGAGAGGAGAAAAUUAUCGAACAUUUCAAACGAUAUGGACGUGUGGAGAGUGUCAAAGUCCUCCCGAAACGCGGGUCGGAGGGCGGAGUGGCGGCCUUUGUGGAUUUUGUGGACAUUAAAAGCGCUCAGAAGGCUCACAACUCCAUCAACAAGAUGGGGGACAGGGACCUGCGCACCGACUACAACGAGCCGGGCACCAUCCCCAGCGCCGCGCGCGGCCUGGACGACAACCUGUCCUUAGGCUCGCGCGGGCGCGACGUUUCGGGGUUCACCCGGGGGGCGGGGGGGCCAGUUUACGUGCCCCCAGCCUCAAUCCACGGCAGAGAGGGACGCUAUGAACGCAGACUAGACGGGGCCGCGGACGGUCGGGAGCGGGCCUACGAUCACAGUGCCUACGGACACCACGAGCGCGCCAGCGGCAGCUUCGAGCGCCAGCGGCACUACGAAACGGACUACUACCGCGACCCCCGGGACCGCGCGCUGGGCGGGGCGGGGGGCAGCUCCGGCGGGGGUGCGGGCGGGGGGGGCCCCGCGGGGGUCAGCGGCGGGGGUGUGGGGGCCGUCCCGGGCGGCGGGGGGACGGGCGGGGGCGGAGGGGGCGUGGCCGGCGGCGGAGGGGGCGCGGGGUCCGCGUCGGUGGCGGUGGGCUACUACGGAUCGCGGAGUCGUAGCCCCAGCCGCUUCGAGACGCCCGAGCCGCGCUACGAACCGCGCGCCCGCGAGCCCUUCACGCUGGCCAGCGUCGUCCACCGCGACCUUUACCGCGAGGAGCGGGGUCGCCGCGCCGACCGGCCGUACCACCACAGCCGCAGCAGGUCGCCGCACUCCACGCACUCGCGCAACCCCUCCCCGCAGCGGCUGGCCAGCCAGGCGGCGCGCCCCGCCCGCUCCCCCAGCGGCUCCGGCUCCCGCAGCCGCUCCUCCAGCUCCGACUCCGUCAGCAGCACCAGCAGCAGCAGCAGCGGCAGCGAUUCCAGCAGCAGUUCGAGUGAUGAGUCCCCCGCUCGCUCUGUGCAGUCGGCCGCCGUGCCCGCCCCCUCCGCCCUGCCCCCACCCGCCAUCGACAAGGACGAGCCGCGCAAGAGCUUCGGCAUCAAGGUCCAGAAUCUGCCCGUCCGGUCCACAGACACGAGUCUGAAGGACGGGCUGUUCCACGAGUUUAAGAAGUAUGGGAAGGUGACGUCCGUGCAGAUCCACGGGGCUUCGGAGGAGCGAUACGGCCUGGUGUUCUUCCGCCAGCAGGAGGACCAGGAGAAGGCGCUCGGUGCCUCCAAGGGGAAGCUGUUUUUUGGCAUGCAGAUCGAUGUCACGGCCUGGAACGGCCCUGAGACCGAAAGCGAGAACGAGUUCAGGCCGCUGGACGAGCGGAUAGACGAGUUUCAUCCCAAAGCCACGCGGACCCUGUUCAUCGGGAAUCUGGAAAAGACCACCAGCUACCACGACCUGCUCAACAUCUUCCAGCGCUUUGGGGAGAUAGUGGACAUUGACAUUAAAAAGGUGAAUGGAGCCCCACAAUAUGCCUUCCUGCAGUAUUGCGACAUCGCCAGUGUCUGUAAGGCCAUCAAAAAGAUGGACGGGGAGUAUCUUGGCAACAACCGACUAAAGCUGGGCUUUGGGAAGAGUAUGCCCACAACAUGCGUGUGGUUGGAUGGCCUGGCAUCCAACAUCACAGAGCAGUACCUGACACGUCACUUUUGCCGUUACGGACAUGUGGUCAAGGUUGUAUUUGACAGACUCAAGGGAAUGGCCCUUAUCCUGUACAACAACAUUGAAUAUGCGCAGGCUGCUGUCAAAGAGACCAAAGGCUGGAAAAUCGGGGGCAAUAAAAUCAAGGUGGACUUUGCCAAUCAGGAGAGCCAGAUGGCGUUCUAUCGCUCAAUGCAGGCAUCUGGGCAGGACAUCCGAGAUUUCUACGAAAUCCUCUCAGAACGAAGAGACGAGCGCAGGCCGCCGUAUCACGAGUUUUCUGCAGAGCGGGCGUACUACGAAAAUGUCCGUACUCCUGGCACCUACACAGAAGAUCCCCGUCGGAAGUACCCUGCCCGUAACCGAGAGUUCUACGCGGAAUGGGACCCCUAUGGCGGUGCUGACUACUAUGACCCACGUUACUACGACGACCCGCGGGAGUACCGGGACUACCGGGAUCCCUACGAGCAGGACAUCCGCAAGUACAGCUACUUGCAGAGGGAACGUGAGAGGGAGCGGGAGCGCUUUGAGACCGACCGCGAGCGUGACCAUGGGAGGCGAACAAUUGAGCGCAGCCAGAGCCCUUCUCACCCCAGACGCCCCGCCAGCCCCACCGCCUCUCCCUCGCCCUCCGAACGCCUCCCCAGUGACUCCGAACGACGCAUCUAUAGCCGCUCCUCCGAACGAAGUGGCAGCUGCAGCUCACUCUCGCCGCCGCGCUACGAGAAGCCCGACAAGGCUCGGCCAGAACGCUACGGCAAGGGCGAGAAGAUUGAGAAGGAGCGGCCUCUGUUUGAGGCGGACCGGGGCAGCGGGGGUGAGAAAGACAAGCGCAUAGGACGCAAAGAGAAACCUGACAAAGAGAAAGGAGAGAAACUAAAAUUGAGGAAGCUAAAGGUGCCGUCCCCCAGUAUCCCUUCGUCAGAGACGGACCCUGAACCAGAACGGGACGCCAGCCCUGAAGCAGGGCCACGAAUGAAAGGAAGUAAAUUGCCUGCCAAAGAGAAGGAUGCUUCCGGCAAGGGUCGUCUGGACUUGCCACCCUGUGUUGUUCAGCUUACACGUGUUAAGGAGAAGGAGGGCAAGCUGCUGGACCAGGCUGUCAUGGAGAAACAAAGGCUGAAGGGUGAGAAUGACUGUGUUAGGUCCCCACCACUACCCCCACCUAUACCAGCUGAACAGAGAGUGCUGUCCUCCCGCCUGGAGCUUCAAAAGGGAGAACUGAUCAAGCAGGGAAAAGUGCUCAAGGAAAAGGGCUUGGCAAGCCAGGUGGAGGUUGUAGACAAGGAAGGGAAGACUAAACCCAAGAAACACAAAACUGAACCCACCUUUGAUGGGGGUAGCUCAUCUGUGGACGUUGAGCGACUGGCAGCGCGUAAAAGGCGUUUCGGAGAUGCUGGCGGGAAGAUAGAUCGACUGAAGAGGGGCAGCCAAGAGGAAGAGGAAGCAAGGCUUGGAAUGAAGAAGCUGCCUGAUGGUGCCAUUCCCAAAGAGGUCGAAGGGGAAAGGAAGGUCCUGCGGAAAGAAGCACACAAGCGAGAACAUCGCAAGGCUAAACCAGAGAGGCUGGUCACUGUCUGUAGCCCCACAGAAGGCCCUGAAUCAGAGAACAUUGCUGUGGGAAUGGGCUUGGGGCUCAGCCUGGAUCUCCAGGCACGCUUAGGGGAGCCUACUGAAGAGGUUCCUGACCCUUUGGACUUUCCGGGCAGGAAGAUUGGUGUAUUAGGGUCGAAGUCCCAAGGCCAUCCAAGUCUUUCCCGAAUGUUUUCAGAAGAUGGCAGCCUUGAUACGGAUGAUAUGAGGGAGCAGGAACAGCAAAGUCUUCUAGAUCUUGGCGAACAGGCCUUAGUUCAGGCAAAAGGUUCCGGAGAGGGUGAAGAGCGCCUCUCCCUGGACAUUGACCACUCCCAGAGUUGUCGAAAACAGAUGGAGCAGAAUCGUAGACUCCGCCAGCAGCUACAGGAACCUGAUAAGUUGGAUAAACCUGACAGCCCACGUGGUGACUCUGAGGACUUUGAGCGCCGCAGCUUGGUGCAUGAAGUGGGCAAGCCCCCGCAAGAUGUCACGGAUGAUUCUCCACCCAGUAAACGCAAGAAACUGGAGCCGUUCGACUUUGAGAUGAGUUCCAAACGUAACUAUCGGAGUUCCCGGCAGCUGAACGAGGAUGCCGAAAGGAACAUGACCUCCCUGCCAGGAUUGCGGCACUUUUCCUACCAUGAGGAAGAUGGCAGUGCUGACUCACCCCACCUAGUGACUGUGAAAGAGCCUAAGAACUCUCCAAAACCAGAGGAAAAGGUAUACUCGCACCUAGAACUCUUGAAGUACAAUUUCAGCAGAGUUCGGGGCUCACACUCAGAACUGACCAAGAUCAAGGCUUCAUCUCUAGGAUGUGAAGAUGAACUGCACCACCGGUGGGAGAGUAGAGUGAAACAGGAUCCACUUCGACUAGAUAUGAGCUUCCCCAGCAGUAUUGUGAAACGGGAAGGUAUCCGCAAGCGUCUAGUGCGUGAACUGGAGCCUGGGGAAGUACAGUCAGACUCUGAUGAGGAUGGUGAGAACAAACAUCACUCCCCUAAGCCCUCAACAUCUCUCUCCUACUUUCUUAGAGAGCGUGAGGAGAGGUUGUCUGAUCUUAAACUAUCAGGCUCCCUUGAGAGGAACAAGUUCUAUUCUUUUGCACUGGACCAAACCAUAACACCAGAUACAAAGGCUCUGCUUGAGCGAGCUAAGUCACUGUCUUCCUCUAGAGAGGAUAACUGGUCAUUCCUGGAUCGUGACUCCCGCUUCGCCAGCUUUCGUAGUAGCAAGGACAAAGAGAAAGUGGAGUCUGCUCCACGGCCAAUUCCGUCCUGGUACAUGAAGAAGAAGAAAAUCCGCACAGACUCGGAGGGGAAAAUAGAUGACAAAAAAGAAGAGCCGAAACCUGAGGAGCAGGAGCGACGAGAGCUGUUUGCCUCUCGUUUUCUGCACAGCUCCAUCUUUGAACAAGACUCAAGGCGCCUGCAGCACCUUGAGCGCAAGGACCAGGACCCUGAGCUGGGUGUGGGGCGACUAUCUGGGAGGCAGUGUUCAACUGAGGCACAACUUGGAACAGUUGGGGGGGAUGUCCUCCAGGAACCCAUGGUGCUCUUCCAUAGCCGCUUCAUGGAGCUACAGCAGCAGAAGGAGAGGGAUCAGCGGCCGAGGGAGAUUGAGAAAGAGAGUAGUGUUGAUGCGAAUGAGAAGGAGAAGCUGGUGGAUGGGGAACUGGAGCAGCAGCAUAUUCCAAAAGUACCUGAGAUUAUGCCGGACACAGAGAUCAAACCAGUCAGCCCUGUCCUAAUUCCCCCAAUUUCACUUUCUCUUUCUGUGCCCAGAGAAAUGUCACCACCACAAGAGAAACCAAUUGUCCAAACUCCACCCCAAGAGCUUUCCAUCACACAGGUGAAAGAAGAAAAGGUAGAAGCUGUUCCAGAAGUCCCGCCACCUCCGCCAUUACCUCUGGUAGAGAUCCAGCCGCCCACCGUUAUCAGUAUCACACCUCCAGAACCAGUAUCUGAUGAUACAGAAAUUAAAUUGGAGCCAAAGGAGGAGCUAUGCGAACCUAAGCUCCCAGCAGAAAACACAUUGACAGCAGAGAGCUCUGGAUUCUUUGAUGUCAAGCCUCCAACUCCAGGAGCCACACUGAGCAGUUUGGAGCCAGAGCCUGCUGCCCCAGAAUUCCCCAGCUCUGCUUCCCCUAAGCCUGUGGAAAAUAUGGAGACCGUGAAAGAAGAGGUGAUUCCACCUCUCAAAUCUGAACCCCAGGACAGUGCUGUGCCCCAGAAACUGGAAGAACCUCAGGACGGGUUGACUCAAAUCUCUGACGCGGAGGUAGAGCCUGUGCUGCCAACCCGGAAACAACCGAAGAGCAAAAGGGCCAAGCCACCCCCGGCAGCACCUCCACCUCCACCAGCUCAAGCAGCAGGUGCAGAGAAGCCAGCCACUCGCAAGAGUGAGCGAAUCGACAGGGAGAAGCUGAAACGCGCAUCAUCCCCACGUGGAGAGACAGCUAAAGUUAGCUUAGAUGCUAAGACUACGUCAAAGUCUCCUAUCCAUGCCCCUGAAACCGAGCCAAACUAUGAGCCCAGUUUGCCAGUUGGUAGGACACGGCGCAGGAAUGUGCGUUCCGUUUAUGCCACUCCAGUGGAAGACGAGACCCCUCAGCAACCUGGGAAGGAAGUGACAGAGGCCCCCCGUUCCACUCGGAAGCGUGGUGCUGAUAAAGAGCAGGCACAACAGCAGCAGCAGCAGCCCCAGCAGGAAACUUUGACUGCCCCUACCACCCCAAGGCGAGGCCGCCCUCCAAAGACACGCCGGCGGUGGGAAGAUGCAUCACCAGUGAAGGGUGAUCCACCAAAAGUGGCAGAGGUAGAAGAGACUGACAGCAAAGAGCUGGGAAACAGCGGAGAAUGUACCAAAGUGACAGAGGGGUGGCGUUCACCUCGCACACAAAAAGUACAACAAAAUCAAGGUUCGCCACCAGGAGGGCUCGUACAGGGCAGGAAAGCAGGAAAAACUGACAAAACAUCUGAAUGCCCAGUUCCACAGCCAGAUCACCCAAAUAGUGAUGUUGCAGGUUUGCUGGAAUCCACAGCAAAGUUAAAAGAUGAUACCUUAGAGCAGAGUUUGAAGCCUAUAGAGGAUGAUACCAAGCAGCAAGUGACUGUACAGAGAGCAGAGAAAGAGAAAGAAACAACAGAUCUGGCUGACAGGAAAUCAGGUGAUGAGAAAACACCUGAAAAGUCUGAGCCCCCACUUGUGGAAAAGCGGCAGCCAUCAGAGAAGAGUGGGAAGACAAAGGCAGCAAGGUUGACUCGAAACACCAAGAUGGUGACGGAAGACAAGUCCUUAAGCCUGAAGAACCUAGAGAUUCGUCUGAGUGUAGAUGAUGUGAAGGGUGUUUUGCGCUCAGGGGAAGACGAGCCUGAGUCUUUUGAGGCCUCUCCAAAAAAGCCCAAGCCCGGGGUCUCUGUCAAGGAAGAAGCAUGUUUCAUCAAGGAGGUGCCCAGCCCCGAGGAGAAAGAGGAGGUACUGUCAGAUCCUGAACCCCCUAUAGACCCAGCUGCUGCCUUACUGGCCCGUCAGAUGGAACUAGAACAGGCAGUGGAGAACAUUGCUAAGAUGACCGAAGUGCCCACCCUACCACCUUACAAGGAGCCUCCCGCAGAGCCACCUGCCAUACUGCUGCCAGUUGUAGAGGAACCAGAGCCUGAGACUGAGGAAGAAAAGCCGGCUAAUCCUGCCAGCGAGACUGAACUCGCUGCUGCCAUCGACUCGAUCACUGCAGAGGACAUCUCAGCCGAUGCAGAUGGUUUCACAGCUCCCUCUACUUACAGUACACUCAUCCCUGCCUCUGAGCCACUGGUACUGCCUCCUGCCACUGAGACUAUGGAACCGGAAACCGACAUGGCCAUUAGAAAUAUAAUGGAUGCUGAAUCAGAAAUAGGAGGUGUGAUAGCAGAUUCCAAGAAUGCAGAACCAGCUGCCACUGUAACACCUGUCCCAGAUGUGGCGCCUACACCAGAAACGCCCAAGAAGGGGAGUAAAGUUAGACCCAAAACUCCGAAGAAGUCCAGGAGCCGUAAGGCUACUGCUAGUAGAAAGGGGGAACCUGUGGAGGAAAACGUGUCAGAACCUGAGCCCACGACAGUGAAGUUGCCAGACUCCAUCCCUGAAGACACUCAGGCUGUCAACCUUAAAGCAGGGACAACCUCAGCUGCAACGGCUGUGGUCACAACUGCCGCCUCCUGCAAGCAGGAAGUGGGACAUGCAACAGUGGUGGCUGUAGAUACACCCAAAGAAGCAGAGCAGCCAGCAGUGGAGCAACCUGAACCUCAAGAAUCUGCUUUUCACUCAAAUAGUAAGAGCCCCCUUCAUUUUAAGCUGCAGCAGCCACCAGCUGAACCUGUGGCACCUGCCCUCACGCCAUCGCCAACUCGGCUGAAUUUCCCUGCCUCUCGGCCUGCCAAGCUGCCAGUCUCCCCACCAGAGUGGCAUAACCGAUCUGAAGACACUGGAGUCCUCUCAAGCCCACCGGCUCACGUGACAGUGGCUGCCCCCCCUCUACCAACAGCAGCAGCAGCUCUGGUAGCGGCUCCAUCAGGGAACCCACCCUUGCCUCCUGACACUAAGGCCUCAGACAUUGAUCCUAGCUCCAGCACUCUACGCAAAAUCCUCAUGGAGCCAAAAUAUGUAUCUGCUUCAGGUGGGAACUCUACUCCCAAAGCGCUACUCACAACUACAACAUCCCUUGGGGAUUCACGCAUGUCAGAGACUGAAAAUUCAUCAGAUUUUCUGCCCUCAAGACAUUCUCCUCCUGAGGACCGGCCCUCACCUGUGACACCCCUCCCUACACUGCAGCAGCCACCCCCACCCCCUCCUCCUGAGACCCAGCAGCCCUUUGGGGAGAAGAUUGUAAAUUCAGUCAUUUCCUCUACAGCUACCUCCGUCAUCAGUCGCAUUCACAUGCCCUUUGACUCCGAUGAGACGCCACGCAUCACUUUAGGCAACCGUGGCACUGGCAUGGCAUUGCCUAAGCAAAAGUAUCGGUCCAGUGUGAAUGAGAAUAACCGGUACCAUGGGCUUGUGGUGGCAGAGGAGGGGAGCAGCGGUGGGCGGCCCAUGGUGGAGAGCAUCACAUACAGCACAGGCUCCAGCCCAGGGCUCAGGGUCAACACUUCUGAAGGCAUAGUAGUGCUGAGUUACUCGGGACAGAAGACCGAGGGACCCCAGCGAAUCAGUGCAAAAAUAAGCAAGAUCCCGCCAGCCAGUGCAGUUGACAUAGAGUUCCAGCAGUCUGUGUCUAAAUCUCAGAUCAAGCAGGAGCCUCUCACCCCGUCCCAGCCUCCCACCCCAAAGGGUUCCCAAACGCCGACUGGUUAUGGUCACACUGGGGGGGUCCUAAGUGGCCAACCAUACAAUACACAACCUGUUAUUUCAAGCAUCAAGCAGGAGAGCCCUGGCUCAGAUAAAUGUGAAUCACCUUACCAUUCUGGGCCACAGGGGGGAGCUGUAAAAAUGCUCCAGCAAUCGGUGGGGAGCCCACAAGUUCUUGUAUACAAUCAGUCCAUGAUGCAGCAGCAACAUGCGAAGAAGGGGACGGGAACUGAUGGCCUGCCUUUGAAGAUUGAUUCGGGUAAGCCAGCCCAACCCACUAAUCUGAGCCCAGUUAUGAGCCCUCACCACCCUUCUUUGGCUGGUAACCAUAUGGGUUCUAGUCCCAGCACCCCUACUGAAAGAGCAGUGCCACACCUGAAGCAAGAGCCCCACUCCCCUCGAACAUCAGGCCACUCUCCAUCCCCUUUCUCUAAAGUGGGUCCUCCGAGCAGCUCAGUCUCCCCAAUUGGCACGUCUGUUGUCCUGGGCCCCGGCAUGCCUGCGAUGUCUCAGUUUGUCUCCAGCGUGCACCACCCAGAGCAGUCCGUUAUCAUGCCCCCCCACAGCGUCUCCCAGUCCGUUCCUAUGAGCCACCUCUCCCAGGGUGAGGUGCGGAUGAACACACCCCCGCUUUCCGGGAUGGGCUACGGAAUGCGCCCGGAGUCUCUGUCCUCGCCCCGGUCUGGGCACCAGCAGCGCUCGAACACGCCCCAGCCGGCCGGUAUCCGAGACAUGGUCCUGCAGUCGCACUCGGGUUCCGCUGGGACGGGCGGGGGCGGCGGUGCCGGAGAGGAUGACGUCCGACACUUUCAGAGCCUGCGCAGGCCUUCUGUGCCCCAGCUGCAAUCAGAUGUGAUGGUGAUGCAAACAGAUUACCGUGGGAUGCCCCACAGCGGGCUGCGCUUGGACCAGUAUGGCCUGCCGUCUCGGGACGUGCGCAUCCUGAUGCACCACCAGCUGAGUGAGCACCCCAACCCAGAGUCGCGGCAAGUGCGUACCCCGGAGGCAGUUUCAUCCUGUUCAUCGUCCACCAGCAUCUCUUCUUCCUCAUCUUCCUCUUCUUCCAAAACGCCUCCAGUUGGGAAGGGCGUAACACAGACUGGGAAGGACGGGCCGAAACCGCUGGAGGUGAAGAUGCCACCCUCGCCACACACAGACAGCAGGAUUAUGGGAGUUCAUUCAAAUGUGCCUGUCAUGGUGCCCCCCCAAGGGGUUCAGCUCAUGCAUCCAGGGGCUGCAAGCUCCUUCCCGGAAUAUUCACCUGUGUACAGAGGCUUCCACUCCCAGUUUUCCGGCCACUCCUCUCUGGGCAUGAACCUUGCACCCCGCAGCAUCACCCCUUCCCAGGGUCUUCAGGAUGGCGACCGUGACCAUGCCCACCGGAACAAAACGCCCCAGGUGCCAUCUUCAGGGGCUGUAGGAGCCGGGGCUGAGCCCAAAGCUGAGAGCUUGCACCUCCGUCACACGGCGACUAUGGACUUAUCCCAUAUUCCCAGGGUCCAGGGGGAGACGGGCUCCCCUUCCUAUACCUCUUCCAUUGCCACAAGUCACCAGGCCACCCACAAGCUUGACUUGGCUUCUCCCAUGCAGAAGGGAUCACAGUCCUUCCUGUCCACGCCCCUGCCACCACCCUCCUCUGGGUCCUCCCAGAUGCGGCCUGACGGCAAGCUGGAGCACACGGGGCACCGCUCUGACAUGGUGCAGCUUCUCACGAAGUACCCUAUCGUGUGGCAGGGACUCUUGGCGCUGAAAAACGACACCGCUGCCGUUCAGCUGCACUUUGUCUCCGGCAACAACGUCCUGGCCCACCGCUCGCUGCCCCCGCCGGAGGGGGGCCCCCUGCUCCGCAUCGCCCAGAGGAUGAGGCUGGAGGGGUCCCAGCUGGAGAGCGUGGCACGGAGGAUCACGGUGGAGAGUGAUUACUGCCUCUUGUUGGCACUUCCUUGUGGCCGUGACCAGGAGGAUGUUUUGAACCAGACGCAUGCCCUGAAGGGAGGAUUCAUCACCUACUUACAGGCCAAGCAGGCUGCUGGGAUCAUCAACGUUCCCAACCCUGGCUCCAAUCAGCCCGCCUACGUUUUGCAGAUUUUCCCACCCUGCGAAUUUUCGGAGUGCCACUUGUCCCGGCUCGCGCCCGACCUUCUCAACAGCAUUUCCAGCAUCUCGCCCCACCUGAUGAUUGUCAUCGCCUCUGUGUGAGGCCUCUUUCCAGGAGCUCCUCUGUUUACACCUGCUGGCAGCGGACAGGCCCUAACCUUCGGACUCCAGCAGUGGCAAAACAAUAAAUAAAUUGAAAAGUAGUCCCGGCUCACGACUACGGUUGGACUCUCCGUUUUUAACAUUCUCGAUGUCCCUCCUCCGCUUUCUGCCUGCACUUCCGGGUCUCUGUAUCCCUCCGCCUUGAGAGAGAGAGAGCGCAGGGAAAGGUGGAAUUUAAUUUACAGUCACAGCUACGGUCGUUUUCUCCUGCUGUUGUCUUUGUUUGGGAGUGGUUUUGCACAUUCCAGUUUUACGGUUGUUCGCAAAGAAGUUGGAUGUGGAUCUGCUGAACAACAAACAUGGGGGGGGACAGACAGCAGGUGGAUUUUUUUUUUCUUUUCUUUUCUCAAAUGAUGAUUGUGAUUUAUUCUUUUUAAAAAAACGAAACAAAACAAAACAAAAAAAAACGAGAUAAUGGAUCGGAUCAGUCAUUGCACUAUGUCGGAGGAAAAUACCUUUUUCAUAAAACUUGGACCUUGUACAGAUUUAAAAAAAGAUGCAUAUUACAAACAGGAUGGAGUGACGCGCUUUGCUUGUAUUAAAAGAAACUGCUCUGGAAAAAAAAAACAAAAAAGUUUUUUGUGAUCUAGGUAAGAAAAUUGUGGCAAAUCAUGGCAGCCUAACCAGUCUUUACUCUUACUACUGCUCAACUACCGUUCAACUAUUAAUCUACUACUUUACUAAAGACAGCUCUCUGAAUCCUCACAGUUCCUGCCCCAGGAACAGACGUGAGGGCAUUCGGAGUUGUACAGUUUACACUAUAUGCCUCAAUGGGGGACAAUAUACAUACUUAUUUUUGCUUCCUUCUUCUUAUUUUCUUCUUUUUGGCUGAUGGGUGAGGGGAGUACGCAGGACCGUGUAAAUAUUAUAAAUAUUUAAAGACUCAGACAAAACGCUGGGAGUCCAGGUGGACGACUUUUUGAAAAGGCAACCCGCCAUCAUCAGCUGUGGAACUGAAUGGUGAAAGGAAACCAGGGAGCUCCCAGCCGUGACGUUCAAGUGUUUCGUUUUUAAGAAAAAUGUGCCAAAUUUGUCUUUUCAGCAGAAAGAAAAAAAUAAACCGACCAGAAACUUAAAUGGAAUAAAAAAAAAAAAAUUAAAAAAAAAAUCAGAUCUUAUUUUCAUACUUGACUUUGUAUUUGUCACUCAUUCGUAAUUGAUUCUGUUUUUUGACUUUGCCUCGUUUUUAACAGUUUAAUUUCUGUCCCUUCUUCCCAGUCUAUGUUCAUUCUCUUUUUCGUUAUUUGAGGAAGUGCUGUAAAAGCCAGUCUGUUAUAAAUUCAUGGAUACUGUUCUGCAAACUGGUAAAUGUUUUCCCUCCACAUGUUGCCUGCCCCUCUUGCCUGUAUGUUUUUGGAUUUUUAAAACAUGCGUCUGACAUUAAUGUUGAACACGCCCCACACUUAACAGGGGGUGAUACUGCGCAGUGGCUUCACCAUGCUUGAACAGGGGAGGAGUUUGUUUGAUUGUAAACGCAAAGGAAAACUGGGUGGGAGAUAGGAACGUGGGACUGGAACUCUGAAGCUGAGCCAUGAGAAUGGAUGUAUGAACUCUCUCCUCGACUGGUGUCUCCCUGAAACCUCAUUGUACAUAGUCAUUCAUUAUCUGUGUUCAUUUUUAUUGUUUUUUCAGGGUCAUUGUUUUGUCAGACAAAACAAAGCAGUCUAAAAAAGGCAGAACCAGGUGUAAACCGAUGCUGAAAGUAAACCAUGUUUCUCAGUUUUGUGGUGUAAAUAUUUGUACGACUGCAGACUGACUGCUCUCUCGUGGUAAUGUUGAAGGCACUUAUAAUUUUGAUACACAAAUAAAAAAAGAAAUACCAAAACAAACAAACAAACAUACAAAAAAAUCAAUCGUAUAUGUUGUCUUUGGAGCCAUCUCAUUUCAUUGUUUUGAGUGUAUUUUAUUGUGCCUCUAUGAGGUUAUUUUAAGAUGUUUGUAUAAUAAAUUGUUGGUUUACACACACUUCCACAUAUUGUUAAAUGAUUAGUCACUAUUGUUUUUAUUUUAGCAUAGUUUUCAUUGUGGACCAGUUUCUACUGUAUUUAAUAUCAUUUUAAACAGUGGCUGUUAUGCACAUGCCAUACAUGUAACAUGAAAAGAUCACAUACAGCCAUUUUAAUGAAAAGAUUGUCGGUUUUAUAGUUGUGGAUAAUCAUUCAUUUUUUAAAGUCCCAAAUAUAGUAUUUUCUCAAGGUGACUCCUUCCUACAUAAACGUCGAUGCUCUUGGGGGGAAAAAAUGUUUACACAUGAUUUAGUUUAUAUUAGUAUAUUUUUAGUUUGUACAGCCACAAAAUAUUUCUGAUUUUACCACAUGCAGUUUUUGAAGUUGUUCAAUAUGUAUGAUUAUAUAUAUUGAUGAUAUGAUUAUAAGAUUGAUUAUAUGAUUAAUCCUUGA